Molecule: messenger RNA, 3091 nt
Organism: Helianthus annuus (common sunflower)
Lineage: Eukaryota; Viridiplantae; Streptophyta; Magnoliopsida; Asterales; Asteraceae
Product: polyadenylation and cleavage factor homolog 4
Exons: 7
Coding region: 232-2892 (886 amino acids)
Biological process (GO): termination of RNA polymerase II transcription
Cellular component (GO): cytoplasm; mRNA cleavage factor complex
Molecular function (GO): mRNA binding; RNA polymerase II complex binding
Source: RefSeq, a predicted model, not a curated record
UACAGGUCCGGUUCGUGGUUCUGGAUAUCCAUCCACCCCUCCUCCCUCUGUAUGUAUGUAUGUAACCCUCCGCAUUCAUUCUUUCUUUCAUUCCCUUUCCCUCCCCUCGCACAACAUGAACACACUCAAAUCUCAUUCUAAACCCUAACCCUAACCCCAACCCCAACCCCAAUCUGAUGCACCAUUCAACCAGCAUCGAUUCCACCACCACAGCACACAAACCCAAUCUCUAUGGAGGAUGCGACUUUCUUCAGUGGUAGAAGCAUGGGCUACCGGCCAACACCGAACGAUUCCGUCGUCCCGUUGGGGAAUAACGCCAAUCAGAAGUCGUUAACUCCGAUUCUUGAUCGGUUCAAGGCUUUGUUGAAGGAACGAGAGGAAGAAGCUAGGGUUUCUAACGAUGAUUUGGAUGUUCCGUUGCUUGGUACCGGAGAAAUUGUUGAGUUGUAUGAAGUUGUUUUGUCUGAGUUGGUUAUCAAUUCGAAGCCGAUUAUUACUGAUCUUACGAUAAUUGCUGGAGAGCAGAGGGAACAUGGUGAGGGUAUUGCUGAUGCUAUUUGUGCUCGAAUUAUUGAGGUUCCCGUUGAACAAAAACUUCCUUCCUUAUAUCUUUUGGAUAGCAUUGUCAAAAAUAUUGGUAGGGACUACAUAAGGCACUUUUCUGCUCGUUUGCCUGAGGUCUUUUGUGCGGCAUACAGGCAGGUCCAUCCAAGUCUACAUCCUUCCAUGCGCCAUCUUUUUGGUACUUGGUCAACCGUAUUCCCAUCUUCUGUUCUUCGCAAGAUCGAAAGUCAACUACAGUUUUCCCCUUCGUCAAGUUAUCAACCUUCUACUUUAAGAGAUUCCGAAUCUCCAAGACCAGCUCAUGGUAUACAUGUCAAUCCAAAAUACUUGGAGAAAAUACAACAUGCAAGAGCGGCUUCAGCUCCAAAGAUCCUUGAUGAGUAUGAAUCUGAUAACGGGGACGUGGCCUCUUCACAUAUUGGAGCAAAGUCAUUGGGGCCAACUAGUCAUGUGGGCCGUACCCCUUUUAGUCUCGGUCAUCCACGACCUCGAUCACCGGCACUUGAAGAAUAUUCUAUGGCCGAUUCUCCUAAAAGGGUUGUUGAAGGAGCAUCGCCAUCUCGUCAUGGAUAUGAUUAUAGAACAGGUUCCGUGACAGCCGGUGACGAAGAUCUACGUGACUGGCGGAGAUCCCAUGUCGUAAGUAAUGGAUAUGAUGUUCAGAGACCCAGAGAUCUAAUUAAUGCAUAUGGGACAGAUGAAAGGAAUAAAACGACAACCCAAAAAUCUCAACAUGGGAAAAACUUAACUAUAAAUGGGUUAGGGUUAGGCAGUAAGGCUGGUGGUAUGACAUGGCAGAAUGCUGAAGAAGAGGAAUUCGAGUGGGAAAAUAUGAGUCCCACUUUAGCGGACCGUGGUCGUGGCACUGAUUUGUUUUCAUCUGUUCCGUUACCUGGUAGCUCUAAAAUGGGUCAACCCCUUCAAGUCAACCGGUCAAUGCCUACAAAGACUGAUUUUGGCAGAGGUGAUUGGUCUAAUCACGAGCUGAUUUCUUCAGCUAACCACAACAGUGCAGUUUCAUUGUCUGAUCGUGGAUUAAAGCGGAAAAUGACUGGAUUCCAAGGCGAGCCUUCAGAUAUUCCCGUUUCUCAUUAUCCACAAGAAUCAUUGAAUCUUCCCCAUGAACAGGCUUGGGCUGCUCACCAUCACUACAAUCCUCACGGUCAAAGGCCUCAUCUCAUCGAUAGCUUCCCAGGUGGUAAUUUACCACACCACUUAUCCUCGUCAUCGAAAGGAACUUGGCGGCCUCCACUAAAUCUGCAAAUGCCUUCUCACCCAUUCCAAAAACAAGUAAGGACUCAAUUUGACGUGUUGAAUGCAGUAAACGACACCGUGUCAUUUACUGAAAGGAGAGAAACUAGUCAGCAAAUCGCGGUACAGAACACGAGGUUCCCGCAACAGUUAUCACUGCCUCAAGAGGUUAGACCAAAUAUGAUACCACCACCUACUUUAGGUUAUAAUCCGUCUCAUUUAGUAACUCGACCUGUCAUUCGUGGGUAUACACCUCAAAGAUUCGAUCCCUCUGUGGGUCUUUCCUUGCAUCCAGUUUCCGGCAUGCAAUCAUCCAUGCCUUUCCAUUUAGGUUUACCUCCUUUACCCCCGGGCCCACCUCCCGUUCCUCAACUCCCGUCAAUUUCUUCCGGCCCUCCACCGGGCGGUCCACUUUCUGGUUUAUUCGAUCCAAGUUUACUUACUUCUCUUAUGGCCCAAGGUCUCGUUUCACUCAAUAAACUGCCUCAAGAGCAGGAUUCAGUUGGGGAUGGGUUUGAUCUUGAUGUUCUCAAGACACGUCACGAGUCAGCAAUAACUGCUUUAUAUGCUGAUCUGCCGAGACAAUGCAAAACAUGUGGGCUGCGUUUCAAAUCGCAAGAAGAGCAUAGUAAUCAUAUGGACUGGCAUGUGACGAAGAACCGGGUAUCGAAAAACCGUAAGCAAAAACCGUCUCAGAAGUGGUUUGCUAAUGUUAAUGUGUGGCUUAGUAGUGCGGAGGCAUUGGGAACCGAUCCAGUUCCAGGGUUUCUUCUUCCGUCUGAGAAUGUUGUGGAAAAGAAAGACGAUGAUGACAUGGCUGUCCCUGCUGACGAGGAUCAGAAUAUUUGUGCACUUUGUGGAGAGCCGUUUGAUGAUUUCUACAGUGAUGAAACGGAAGAAUGGAUGUAUAGAGGUGCUGUGUACAUGAAUGCUCCAUCUGGAGCAACUGUAGGCAUGGAUAGAUCUCAGUUAGGCCCCAUAGUUCAUGCUAAAUGCAGAUCUGAAUCUACCGUUGACCCUCCUGAUGAUUCUGGCAACAAUGGACGGGCUUUUAUCGAAGAGAGGAUGCGUAGUUAGCUGAACUGUUUCCGGCUUUUAGGUCCAUUUCUGUAACCUAGAAACGAGUUUCUUCAUUUUAAUCUUUGUUCUCACAUCUGCUCGAAUGUAUGCAGUGGCAGUCUUGUACAUGUAUAGUUGGAUUAAAUGGAUUUCCCUUCACAUUUACCCCGCAUCAAAAUGACUGUACUACCCCUUUGCAGACUUUCCAUUUUUGCUU